Molecule: messenger RNA, 1386 nt
Organism: Volvox carteri f. nagariensis
Lineage: Eukaryota; Viridiplantae; Chlorophyta; Chlorophyceae; Chlamydomonadales; Volvocaceae
Exons: 11
Coding region: 1-1254 (417 amino acids)
Source: RefSeq, a predicted model, not a curated record
AUGCUUCACACCUUGGAACGAUGCACGUCACAGGAUGUCAAGGUUAUGUUCAUCGCAGCCGGGCCUGCUGCUUGCCACUGCUUUGUUGGAGAUUCAGCGGGCAAUCUUUGGAGCUGGGGCCGCAACGAAAAAGGGCAACUGGGCCACGGUGAUUUUGCCCAGCGCAACGUGCCUGCGAAGGUGGCUGGCUUGGAUGGAAAAUUUGUGAUCGGAGCUUCCGGCGGCCGCAACCAUAGCGCUUGUGUAUGCCAAGAUGGCAGCUCCUACGCCUGGGGCAUCAACCAACACGUAGAUGUUGCUUGUCUUUUUUCGCUGAACGUUCCCCUCGGUGCAGACAUCAUCCUGACGCCGACUCGCUGCGUUAUCGAGAACUGCACUCAAGUGGCGUGUGGCAUCGACUUCACCAUGUGGUUGUGCGGCGGCCGGGUGAUGACGGCAGGCAACGGCCAGUACGGUGUGAUUGGCGAUGGAGUGGACCAUUCGUACAAUGCCAAGGACUCCAGCAUCCAGAUCCUGUAUGAGGCUGUGGCAACCCCCCGCCGAGUAGCCGGACUUGACGACGUCACGGUGCUCAAGAUCGCAGCUGGACACAACCACUGCCUUUGCUAUGAUGAUCAGGGCUCCUGCUACAGCUGGGGCAAUGGCGGCUACGGUCGGUUGGGACACAAGAUUCAGCAAGAUGAGGACAAGCCCCGCAAGAUCGAGGUCUUUACCCGCCGUAAUUUGGUGCCCAAGGACGCCAUUCUGGCUGCCGGCGGCACUUCUUCCUUCUGCACGGGUGUUGCGGGUCAGGUGCACUGCUGGGGCAAGCUCAAGGUUAAUGGCGACAACCAAAUGUAUCCCGUACCCGUGAACGACCUAGUGGGUUGGAACGUCCGCAGCUUUGCGUGCGGCCCGGGUACCUUUGCCGCGGCUGCCGACAACUCGGUCAUCACCUGGGGUGCAGCCACCAACGGGGAGCUGGGAUUUGGGCCCAACAAGAAGAGCUCUGCCAACCCAGCAAAGUGUGAGCCGCUUGACGGGGGCUACACGCAUCAGGUGGCCUGCGGUAUUGGCUUCACGUUGUUCCUCGUGGACCCGGCUCAUCCGAGGCUGGCUGAAACCACGGAGUGGGUGAGCUCCAUCCCGGUGGAGGAGGCCCCCUCCCUGGAGGCCACCGCUGCAGCGGGAGCCAAGGGCGGCAACAAGCGCAAACCCGCGGGGGAGGCGGGGACGGCCAGCGGCGCUGCCAAGGCAGGAAAAAAGGCCAAGUAAGGGUGAAUGAGGCGCUAGAGAGAUGACAAAGGAAUGUCAACAAGGAGGAACCAACUACGCCCACACAUCUGAGUCUACUGGCAAUUUACCUGUGCACGCGUGCGUCUUCUAAAUGUAACCAACCCAUAACAC